Messenger RNA from Amblyraja radiata (thorny skate), 2064 nucleotides. Its product is annotated as ras-related protein Rab-27A. Gene Ontology annotation, molecular function: GTP binding; GTPase activity. The transcript is spliced from 8 exons. The coding region runs from base 356 to 1024 and encodes 222 amino acids. Lineage: Eukaryota; Metazoa; Chordata; Chondrichthyes; Rajiformes; Rajidae. The record is from RefSeq and is a predicted model, not a curated record.
AGCCGUGUUACGGGAAGUGAUGUUACUCUGACAGAGGAAGGAUGUGAGUGUAAUUGAAGUGCGUUUAAAUGCAAGUUUUCGGCGAGCUGCUGGUUUCCGCGUGGGAUCAGUGAACGGAGACCAACCCCGGUCACGCCUCCAGUUCUGGAUGAAACAAGCAUUUUGUAACCGAGACUAACCACUGGACUUGGCUGCGUAGUGAGACUUGGAUCUGGAACCUUGGAACAACGGGGCUGUUUUCUCCACUAUCUUGAGGUGGAGCUGGUAAAUGUGCUGCGACACAUUUAACCGAGUUUUACUCUGAAGCUCAAUCCUAAUCCAUUGAGGUGCUGCAGGCCCACAUCACGCUCUCACCAUGUCUGAUGGCGACUACGAUUAUCUCAUCAAAUUUCUAGCGCUUGGAGACUCGGGAGUGGGAAAGACCAGCUUCCUCUAUCAGUACACCGAUGCCAAAUUCAACUCCAAGUUCAUCACCACAGUUGGCAUCGACUUCAGAGAAAAGCGAGUGGUUUACAAGCCCAGCGGCCCCGACGGCAGUGCAGGCAGGGGGCAGCGGAUUCAUCUCCAACUCUGGGACACAGCUGGCCAGGAGAGGUUCCGUAGCCUAACGACUGCUUUCUUCAGAGAUGCUAUGGGUUUCCUCUUGCUAUUUGACCUGACAAACGAGCAAAGUUUCCUCAAUGUCAGAAACUGGAUAAGUCAGCUUCAGAUGCACGCAUAUUGUGAAAACCCAGAUAUUGUACUAUGCGGCAAUAAAUGUGAUUUAGAGGAUCAGAGGGCUGUAAAAGAAACGGAUGCCAGGGAGUUGGCAGACAAAUAUGGCCUACCCUACUUUGAAACAAGUGCAGCCACAGCGUCCAACGUGAACAAGGUUGUGGAGUCACUGUUGGAGCUCAUCAUGAAGCGCAUGGAACGGUGUGUGGACAAAUCGUGGAUACCUGAAGGGGUUGUCAGGUCCAAUGGCCACAACUCCACUGAACAUCUAAAUGCAGAGGAUCAAGACAAGGGCAAAUGUGCUUGCUAGAUCGAUUUGUAUGGAAUCCUCCCCCCCCCCUUUUUUGUUGUUGAUCAUUGACGUGAACACUUUUUGUUUCUUAGAUGCAUGCUGUCCACCAAACUAAUAUUUUGGUAUAAUGAGAACAAAAUGAUUUACUUAUUUGUGGACCAUGUGCGACAUUAAAUGAAAGGGGUUGCCGAUGCCUUAUGUAAAUUGAUAUGUACUCUUUGUUUCUACAGGAAGUCGGGUCAGGCUGACUCCCAACAGUAGUUUUAUUAUGGGUUGGUGGAAAAUCUCUCAAAUGAAUCGCAAUCAAGCCACAUUUGGCCACUGCAUUUAAUAGCUUUUAUAAGUAUGGACCAACAGCCAAAAAUGCCCAAUCUGUGCUUGUAUAAUCUAGAUUUUACAUGGAUCUCAUUGAUACAUCAUGCAUUUAUGCUCUUUCCUCACCCCUCCUGUUUUAUAGUACCUGUGGGGCUUCUGAAAAUCAAACAUUCUCGCUUGCUCUUGGAAUCAUUAUUUAUGGCUUUGCUACUAAUUCUUGGUGCUUGUGAUUUGAGCAAAACAAAAAUGUAUUAGGCUUCAUUUUCUUUCUCUGAACCACUGUUAAACUUCCUUGCAAGUAUGUGCCUAAAUAACUACUGGUGCAUUGACAAGUUUUUACACUGGAGGGAUGCCAAAAAGUUUAAAACCUGCCAAAUACUUGAUUGAAAGACUAGAUUCUAAGUGAUGUUGAGUUAUGGAACGCUUGUUAAAAAUAUUAUUUUGCUUUUUUUAUUUAAAAAGAAAAUAAACUUGGUUUGGUACAUGUUAGGUAAUUGAAAGCAAGGUCAGAGUGCACUUUACCAGAGAUUUCUUAAUUACCAUGGCAAACCCAAUGUGUUCUGCAGUUCAAAAUUUCAGGAGUACUAAAUUUCAUUGCAUUUAAAGAUUCUAGAAUGUAGAUGUAAUUAAAUUUGAUACAAAUUAUUGUAUUUUUCUCAAAUUUUAUCUAUUUACAAUGUUUUAAAGUCAUCAUCUGAAAGUACUGUCAGGAUAUCCUUUCUAAUAAAACAAAAUCCCCUCAA